GUUUGUGUACCAUUUUGUAGUCAAUAAUUAACAGCUGAAUGGACUCCGAGCCCAACAGCCAUGGUUCUUUCUUCUGGUAGUUUUACUGUCUGUAAUUGCGUAAGUAAAAUAAGCUGGACUGAGACAUAGGCUGAAGAAAUCAUAUAUUGUUAAAUCUGUCGAAAAAUAUAAUUGCUUCCGGUGACACGUAGGAGUAUAGGGCGAAUCACUGCUUAUAAUAUCAUGACAUAGGGGGCAAUGAUGAAAUUCAAAUCACAGUUGUCCUGUUAUUGGAUGUUAUUAUUACUAUUGCUUUUAUAUUCAUCUCCAAGAUGUCAAUCAGCUGAUAUCGAUAGAGGAGUGACAGACAACAUAGAAAGGCAAUUGCUGCCUGCUGUACUUUUUCUAUUCAACUCUUUUGAUAGUAAUGGAAAGGGAUUGAUCGGUUUCCAUGCAAAACUAGUCAAGGAUAUAGCACAGCGAACAACCGUAUAUUGCCUUGUCCUCGAGGCAACUGAAGAACAGAGAGCAGAUGCGAAGAUGGCAAAUGUUGUGUUAAUUGAACCACAAUAUAUACAUAAGUGUGUAAAUACAAACCCAAAUGUUGACUGGUUUCUUUUAUACAAGUCUUACUUUCCAGAGUUAGAAACACUGCCCCAUAAAAUAACACAUGUUGUAGGAUAUUCGCCAAAAACAGAGGUUGAGGCUGAAUUCAUCCAGGAGGAGGUUUUUCCGAAUGCACAACUAGUUUUGAUCAAAGAUUUUCUGCGCAGCAAAAACGGCGAAUUGCAAGUUAUGUAUAGUUUACAGCAAACAAUGAACAAAUAA
Molecule: messenger RNA, 807 nt
Organism: Saccoglossus kowalevskii
Lineage: Eukaryota; Metazoa; Hemichordata; Enteropneusta; Harrimaniidae
Source: RefSeq, a predicted model, not a curated record